This is a messenger RNA of Hemicordylus capensis (graceful crag lizard), 2889 nucleotides long. RefSeq lists its product as uncharacterized. The record is from RefSeq and is a predicted model, not a curated record. The transcript is spliced from 2 exons. The coding region runs from base 236 to 1339 and encodes 367 amino acids. NCBI's taxonomy places the organism in Eukaryota, Metazoa, Chordata, Lepidosauria, Squamata, Cordylidae.
CCCUGGGGGGUGGACAAGCCAGGGUGUGGGGUCCGGUGCGGGGGCGGGUGGCUUCCGGGGGCCCCCAUUUUCCUGUUUUGGGAAGGUGCUGGUGGCUUUUCCUAGUUUGGGCUACUGAUUUUGCUGGGGCCUUUGCAGGCCUGUGGUUACAAGUCUUCCUCUGGGCUUUGGGGCUUGCUUUGGGGGGUUUUUUGUCUGUGUUUAUUUUUACUCCGAUCUGGUAUUGUGUGCUGUGAUGCCCCGUAAGGCGAAAGAAAAGAAAGGGGGGCGUCCCGUUCGUCCGCCUAAGAGGCCUGCACCCCCUCCUUCUUCCUCAGAGGAGGAAGAUGAGGAAAUGGCUCUUAUUCGUGGCUUAAUCACCCGUAUGGAGGCGCUGGAGAAGGCGAAGGCUGCUCCUUCUGACCCGGGGGCCGGGCCUUCUGGCGGGGGUGGGGCUCCGCCUCCCAAGGUUCCCCGGCGGACCAGGGGGUCUGCCAGGAGUCAGCUACUAACGUCUAUUUCUAGCAGGUUGGAGGCGCUGGAGAGAGGAUUGAACCCAUCAGGCCUGGCCCCCCCCGGGGGGCCGGAAGCGCCUUCUGCUCCUGAGGGACCAGCCCCGGCUCCGCCUGUUCCUGUGCUGCCAUCUCCCGUGGACCCGGCUCCUGAUGUUCCUGCGUCAUCGCUGCCUGUGCCUGUCGCUUCGGUUGGACAUCCGCCUGCAGAUCCGGCUAUGCCGUUGGUUCCGGGUGUUGGGGGAUCGGUGGCUCCAGUACGGAUCCUGUUGUGCGGCCACUCGCUGGUCUUUUGGGCCUUCAAGCGGGCUAGCACGUCUCGUUGGGGAUCCCAGCUUGGGUUUGGAAGACGGGCUGCUGUGUACUGGUUGGGCAUGCGUGGGAUGCUCUGGAACCAGCUACUGCCCGCGCUUAGGGAGCACUUAGAUAGAUUUUCCCCGCCCGACAUCUUGGUUUUGCAUUUAGGGGAAAAUGACCUAGGCAAGCGGACUGGCCUGUCUAUUGUUCAGCAGGCCUCCUCUGAUUUGUCCUUAUUGCAGGAAUGGAUGCCCGGGGUGCUUAUUCUCUGGGUUAAUUGGCUGCAGCGUAGGGUGUGGCGGAAUGCCCGUUCGGGGCUUUGUCUAGAAAAGGCUAGGCGCAAAGCUUCAGCCGCAAUUGGGAAACUUGUGAUAGCUGCCGGUGGUGCUGUAAUACACCACCCUAAUGUGGUGGCUCGUCUUCCCGAGUUAUAUCGUGCCGAUGGGGUUCACCUUUUGGAGCUUGGUUGUGAUCUAUAUUUAGGUAACAUACAGAGGAGGCUUGCUGAAUUUUUGGGCAGUGGUGGGGCAGGGAGGUCAAGCGUGGGCUAACCUCCCUGGGUGGCGGUAACAGUGCGGGCUGAGGGGUAAGCAAGGUAUAGUAUCGGUGAGCACCCUUGGAUAUUUAAAGGUGGAUUGGUUAAUCGCUCCUUUGUUGCCUGUGCGGCGCGGGGAGUAAUUGAUGGCCAUGAAACCUGCUCCAGGUCUUCACCAUCCUUUGGGCUGCGCGGUCCGGGGGGGUGAAUACCGGGAGCUGUCCAGGUCCCCUCUUCUAAGGGGGUGGUUGGCUUUGAUGGAAUAGGGCAGGGCGUGCCUGCCCCCUUUCCGGAGCCAGGGUGUGUCGCCCAAAGUGGCAAUGGGUAGGAUGAGGGUAAUCCUAGCCCUUGCCUAGGAGCCCGCACUGUUUCGUUGGUGAUUCAUCACCCACUGUUCAGUUCGCCUUUGCUGGUUGUUAAUUAAUUAAUAAAGAGUGGCCCUUUACCCAUAAAGAAUGUCUAAGUGUCUUCUUGGGCCGGGGUCUGGGGAAAGUUCCCCUCCCCUCUGCCUCGUGCUGCGGGGAGGUCCUUUUCCCCAGCCCAGCUCAGCACGAGGACCAAGAAGGGUCCUGAUUGGCUGGCCGGGCUUGGUGGGCGUGGUUUCGGCCAAAAACGGCCGUUCCACGCUCUGAGCCGACCAGUCCUUUUGGAUUGUCCCCUCCCUCCCUUCCCUGGUGCAGAGCGGGUCUAGAGAUUGGUCGCCUCUGGGGCCGAGUAGGAAUUUUUUGCCCUUAACCGAUUGGCCAUGGUUGGGGGUUUUUUCGCCUACUCCGUUCUGUAUUCAGUGAGUAGUUAGGUUUUAGGUUGGCCACGUUAGCGGUAACAGUGCGGGCUGAGGGGUAAGCAAGGUAUAGUAUCGGUGAGCACCCCUGGAUAUUUAAAGGUGGAUUGGUUAAUCGCUCCUUUGUUGCCUGUGCGGCGCGGGGAGUAAUUGAUGGCCAUGAAACCUGCUCCAGGUCUUCACCAUCCUUUGGGCUGCGCGGUCCGGGGGGGUGAAUACCGGGAGCUGUCCAGGUCCCCUCUUCUAAGGGGGUGGUUGGCUUUGAUGGAAUAGGGCAGGGCGUGCCUGCCCCCUUUCCGGAGCCAGGGUGUGUCUCCCAAAGUGGCAAUGGGUAGGAUGAGGGUAAUCCUAGCCCUUGCCUAGGAGCCCGCACUGUUUCGUUGGUGAUUCAUCACCCACUGUUCAGUUCGCCUUUGCUGGUUGUUAAUUAAUUAAUUAAGAGUGGCCCUUUACCCAUAAAGAAUGUCUAAGUGUCUUCUUGGGCCGGGGUCUGGGGAAAUGCUUCACUGUUUAAUUUCUGUCUUCCAUGCAGUUGCUAAAGGCAGAGGAGACCUGCCUCAAAAGCAGGUGUCUUACAUAGUAAAUAAAUAGGAUUGCAGAGGAAAAGAUUUUCUUCACUUGCUGUAUCUCUGGGUAUUUCUUGGUUGAGUUUGUAUUUCUGAGGUUUCCUAAUGCAUCACCCUCCAUUUCCCAUUACUGAGCCAAAAUAAAUUUGUUUUGUGAAAACUGCAGUGAUGCUAGUAGGAGGAUUGUUCAUGCAAAAUUUGGUAUCUGUAGGCGGUGUC